GGCAACAAGAUCACGGCUGCCGUGUGACCCGGAAGUAUUCCCAUUUUGCGUCGUUGGGGCUCCGCGGCGGCCCCGGUCCAGCUUGACGUACCACAAUGGGGUCGUCAAAGAAGCACCGCGGAGAGAAAGAGGUAGCCGGAACUACGGCGGCGGCCGGCACCGGGAGCUCCGCUGAGCAGGCGCCGCGGCAUCGGGAGCACAAAAAACAUAAGCAUCGAAGUGGCGGCGGCGGCAGCAGCGGCGGUGAACGACGGAAGCGGAGCCGGGAGCGUGGGAGCGAGCGCGGGAGUGGGCGGCGCGGGGCAGAAGCCGAAGUCCGUAGCGGCGCUCACGGGAGGGACCGCAGCCAAGCCGAGCCCUCCGAGCGGCGAGUGAAGCGGGAAAAGCGAGAUGAUGGCUACGAGGCCGCUUCCAGCUCCAAAACUAGCUCAGGAGAUGCCUCGUCACUCAGCAUUGAGGAGACCAAUAAACUCCGGGCAAAGUUGGGGCUGAAACCCCUAGAAGUCAGUGCUGUCAAGAAAGAGGCGGGCACCAAGGAGGAGCCCGUGGCCGCUGAUGUCAUCAACCCCAUGGCGAUGCGACAGCGAGAGGAGCUACGGGAAAAACUGGCAGCUGCCAAGGAAAAGCGCCUGUUGAAUCAGAAGUUGGGGAAGAUAAAGACGCUGGGGGAGGAUGACCCCUGGCUGGAUGACACUGCAGCCUGGAUUGAGAGGAGCCGGCAGCUGCAGAAGGAGAAGGACUUGGCAGAGAAGAGGGCCAAGCUGCUAGAGGAGAUGGAUCAAGAGUUUGGUGUCAGCACUCUGGUGGAGGAGGAAUUUGGGCAGAGGCGCCAGGACCUGUACAGUGCCCGGGACCUGCAGGGCCUCACUGUGGAGCAUGCCAUAGAGUCCUUCCGAGAGGGGGAGACUGUGAUCCUUACCCUGAAGGACAAAGGUGUGCUGCAGGAGGAGGAGGAUGUGCUGGUGAAUGUGAACAUGGUGGAUAAGGAGCGGGCAGAGAAAAACGUGGAGCUGCGGAAGAAGAAGCCUGACUACCUGCCCUAUGCAGAAGACGAGAGCGUAGAUGACCUAGCACAGCAAAAACCUCGCUCUAUUCUGGCCAAGUACGACGAGGAGCUGGAGGGUGAGCGGCUGCACUCCUUCCGGCUGGAGCAGGGCGGCAUAGCUGAUGGCCUGCGGGAACGUGAGUUGGAAGAGAUCCGGACCAAGCUGCGGUUGCAGGCACAGUCCUUGAGCUCGGUGGGACCCCGGCUGGCCUCUGAGUACCUGACGCCUGAGGAGAUGGUGACCUUUAAAAAGACCAAGCGGAGGGUGAAGAAAAUCCGUAAGAAGGAAAAGGAGGUGGUUAUGCGGGCAGAUGAUUUGCUGCCCCUUGGGGACCACACUCAAGAUGGGGACUUUGGUUCAAGGCUUCGGGGCCGGGGUCGACGCCGAGUGCCAGAGGCAGAAGAGGCCACCCCGGAGGAUACCGAGAAGGAUGCUGUGCCUCAGCCCCUGCCAUCGGAUGACACCCGUGUGGAAAACAUGGACAUCAGUGACGAGGAGGACGGGGGAGCUCUGCCAUCAGGGUCCCCGGAUGCACUGGAGGAGGACGAGGCAGAGCUGGAGUUACAGAAGCAGCUGGAAAAGGGGCGGCGGCUGCGGCAGCUGCAGCAGUUGCAGCAGCUUCGGGACAGUGGUGAAAAGGUGGUGGAGAUUGUGAAGAAGUUGGAGUCUCGCCAGCGGGGCUGGGAGGAGGAGGAGGAUCCUGAGCGGAAGGGGACCAUCGUGUUCAAUGCCACCUCGGAGUUCUGCCGCACCUUGGGGGAGAUCCCCACCUACGGGCUGGCUGGCAACCGGGAGGAGCAGGAGGAGCUCAUGGACUUUGAACGGGACGAGGAGCGCUCAGCCAAUGGCGGCUCCGAGUCAGAUGGAGAAGAGAACAUUGGCUGGAGCACCGUCAAUCUGGAUGAGGAGAAGCAGCAGCAGGAUUUCUCUGCCUCCUCUACCACCAUCCUGGAUGAGGAGCCCAUCGUGAACAGAGGUCUGGCUGCUGCCCUGCUCCUGUGCCAGAACAAAGGUCUGCUGGAGACCACAGUUCAGAAGGUGGCCCGGGUGAAGGCGCCCAACAAGUCCCUGCCCUCAGCUGUGUACUGCAUCGAGGACAAGAUGGCCAUUGACGACAAGUACAGCAGGCGAGAAGAGUACCGUGGCUUCACUCAGGACUUCAAGGAGAAGGAUGGCUACAAGCCCGACGUUAAGAUCGAGUAUGUGGAUGAGACAGGUCGGAAGCUCACACCCAAGGAGGCAUUCCGACAGCUGUCCCACCGCUUCCAUGGGAAGGGCUCGGGCAAGAUGAAGACUGAGCGGCGGAUGAAGAAGCUGGACGAAGAGGCGCUCCUGAAGAAGAUGAGCUCCAGUGACACACCCCUGGGCACGGUGGCCUUGCUCCAGGAGAAGCAGAAGGCCCAGAAGACUCCAUACAUUGUGCUCAGCGGCAGCGGCAAGAGCAUGAAUGCGAACACCAUCACCAAGUGAACUGGUCAACCUUUGGUGCCCUCCCCACCUUAAUGUUAAAUAAACCUCCCUCAUUUUUUC
Messenger RNA from Heterocephalus glaber (naked mole-rat), 2576 nucleotides. RefSeq names its product spliceosome associated factor 1, recruiter of U4/U6.U5 tri-snRNP (gene Sart1). Gene Ontology annotation, biological process: mRNA cis splicing, via spliceosome; maturation of 5S rRNA. The record is from RefSeq and is a predicted model, not a curated record. Gene Ontology annotation, cellular component: U4/U6 x U5 tri-snRNP complex. Lineage: Eukaryota; Metazoa; Chordata; Mammalia; Rodentia; Bathyergidae.